Molecule: messenger RNA, 942 nt
Organism: Tupaia belangeri chinensis (Chinese tree shrew)
Lineage: Eukaryota; Metazoa; Chordata; Mammalia; Scandentia; Tupaiidae
Product: olfactory receptor 5B3
Exons: 1
Coding region: 1-942 (313 amino acids)
Biological process (GO): G protein-coupled receptor signaling pathway
Cellular component (GO): membrane
Molecular function (GO): olfactory receptor activity; G protein-coupled receptor activity
Source: RefSeq, a predicted model, not a curated record
AUGUUGGAGAAUAGAACAGAAGUAACUGAAUUCAUCCUGCUAGGACUAACUGAUGCCCCAGAGCUACAGGUUCCCCUGUUUAUCUUGUUCACUCUCAUCUACAUCAUCAAUGUGUUUGGAAACCUGGGGAUGAUUGUGCUGAUUCUCUGUGACUCUCGUCUCCACACUCCCAUGUACUUCUUCCUUGGUCAUCUGUCUCUGACUGACUUUUGUUACUCCUCAGCUGUCAUCCCCACAGUCAUGGCUGAACUCCUUACAGGAAACACAGUUAUCUCCUACAAUGCUUGCAUUGCUCAAAUGUUUAUUUUUGGAGGCUUUGGCAGUGUGGAAAAUUUACUCUUAGCAUCAAUGGCCUAUGACCGCUAUGCAGCAGUGUGUAAACCCCUACAUUACACCACCACCAUGACAACAAGUGUGUGUGUGUGCCUGACCAUGGGUUCCUAUGUCUGUGGUUUCCUGGUUAUCUCUAUUCAUGUUGGGGAAACAUUCAGUCUCUCUUUCUGCAAGUCCAACGUGGUCCAUCACUUUUUCUGUGAUUCUCCAGCAAUCAUGGCUCUCUCUUGCUCUGACAAACAUUUUAAUGAGCUGGUUAAUGUUUAUGCAGCCAGCUCCAUUAUCUUUUUUGCACUCCUAGUUAUCUUGAUAUCCUACCUGUUCAUAUUUAAUACCAUCAUAAAGAUGCGCUCAGCCACAGGAUACCAGAAGGCUUUGUCUACUUGUGCUUCCCAUCUCACUGCCCUCUGUAUGUUCUAUGGGACUAUUAUCUUCAUGUAUGUACUCCCCACUUCCAGUCAUUCCAUGGACACAGACAAAAUUACAGCUGUGUUCUAUACUAUGGUCGUUCCCAUGCUGAAUCCUGUGGUCUACAGCUUCAGGAAUAAAGAGGUGAAGGGUGCAUUCAAGAAGGUAGUUGAGAAGACAAAACUGUCUCUAGGACUAUGA